AUGGCUGGCAACGAGCGCUGGGCCUAUAACUGGGAGGGACGAGAAUUUACCCUUGGCACCGAAAAAUACACGGUCAAAACCCAGCUUAACCGAAUGGGUCGACGAUGUGCUGGCCCAAAGACAUGGUUUGACAUUGGCGCACUUUGCGAAUCUAAAUGUCAAGUGAUGUUCAAGACCAGAUGCGACUUGGAUCCUAAGGACUUCCCAUUGGUAGAAGAUGUCAAGGAGACCCAAGAAAUUGGCGAAAAUCACAUCCUCUACGAAGCAAGUUUGUACAAAGUCAUUGAUGGCAUUGGCCACGGGCCAAAAGUCUUGCUGGUUACCAAGCGCAAUCAAACGGAAUGGAUGCCAUAUCCAGAUGGUCAAAUUUUCUUCACAGCCUUGAAAUGCGUUCCUGGAGAAGACGUUAGUAGGAUUCGGAAUAGUCUAACAUCCUACGAUCGCCGUAUGAUCAGAUUCCAACUUACCAAGAUUCUCGAAACCAUGGCAGAUAAUAACCGAGUUUUGAGAACAGUUGACUUGAGUUUUCUACGCUGGGACCGGAGAACCGGAAUUCUGUACCUCGUUGACCUCACACAUUGGGCAUAUCAAAUCGUGCAAGAUGAAAUCACCGAAAAGAGUCCGUUUGAGUUGGAAUUCGGCCUGUGGUCAGAUGAAGAUUUGGAGUCACCUUCCUAG
Talaromyces marneffei is the source of this 678-nucleotide messenger RNA. RefSeq lists its product as uncharacterized. The transcript is spliced from 3 exons. The record is from RefSeq and is a predicted model, not a curated record. The coding region runs from base 1 to 678 and encodes 225 amino acids. Lineage: Eukaryota; Fungi; Ascomycota; Eurotiomycetes; Eurotiales; Trichocomaceae.